AUGGGUUGUUGCUUAACAAAAUAAAAGAACCAACUAAAACCAACUAAAACAUAUAAAUACAUUAAGAGAAAUAAUCAAAAUGAGAAAAAAGAAGAACUUGAAUAAUCAUUUAUUAAAAUUGUAGAAGUUAUAAUAAUUGAUAAUAAAGUAGAAGAGCUAGAGAGACAUUCACUUAAAUCAGAUUAAGAGUAUAAUAAUUAUAAUAUUAUUUAAAGUAUUCAUAAUUGGGAAUAGGGAGAAGUAUUAGGAUAAGGUGCUUUUGGAAAAGUAGUAAUGGGACUCUAGAAAAAUGGAUAGAUAAUGGCAGUCAAAUAAGUUUAUAUAUAAAAUCAAAAUGAUGAUGUAAUAUAUGUAAAUAGUGUAGAAAGUUAAGCAAUUAUAAAAAGAAAUUGAAAUGUUGAGUAAAUUAUAGCAUCCAAAUAUUGUACGUUAUAUAGGAUGCGAAUAAAAAAAUCAAUUCAUUAAUAUAUUCUUGGAAUAUGUAAGUGGAGGUUCAGUAUAAACGUUGCUAGAAAGAUUUGGUUGUUUUAAAGAGAGACUAAUUAAAACAUAUUUGAAAUAAAUACUGUUAGGAUUAAGUUAUUUACAUGGAAAGAAUGUGAUACAUCGUGAUAUAAAGGGAGGAAAUAUAUUGAUUGAUAAUUCUGGUCGAUGUAAGCUAGCAGGUAUAUCAAGAUUUGAAUUCUAGAUUUUGGAAGUAGUAAAUAAUUAAAUGAUUUAACACAUGAUAGUGUAGGAUCUAUAUGUGGAACUCCUAAUUUCAUGGCUCCAGAAGUAAUAAAUUAAGAAUAGUAUGGAAAGAAGGCAGAUAUUUGGAGUCUUGGUUGUACAAUAAUAGAGAUGGCAACAGGAUAACCACCUUACUAUGAAUAUAAAGAUGCUAUAGCCAUAAUGGUUAAAAUAGGAAAAUCUAAAAACCCUCCUGAAAUUCCUGAAUAAUUGUAAUCUUGUGAAGCUAGAGAUUUUUUAUAAAGAUGUUUAUAGAUUGAUCCUAAACAAAGAUCAACAGCAGAUGAAUUAUUGAAACAUCCAUUUUUAGAUGAACCAAAAUAAAAUUCAUUAUUAAGAAAGAAUUCAUCAUAUACAUAUAAUCAAAGAUAAAUCUAGAAAUAGAAUAAUUAAGUAAAGACAUCAUUUUUAUUGGGUGAUGAUAAUUAAGAUUAAUAAAUGGAACCUGUAUCACCUUAAUUUUAAGGAUAAUAAGGAGCUACAAUAGAGACAAAUUAAAUUAAAGUAAAGAAGAAGAAAGAAAAACCUUAGUAUUAAUUAGUAAUUGAACCUGAAUAGAAUGACUGUAUUUUAACAGGAUAAGAAACAAAUUUGGGUGGAAACUAAAACAAAUUUCGAUUUGUAGAAUAUAAUAAUGUGAAUUAGAAAGAAGCAAAUAUUAAAGGAUUUAAUAAAGAGAAUAAGGAUACUUUAUAAAGGGAAUUAGAUCUAAUAUUGGAGUAAUACAUAGUAAAUUGAAAGUAGUG
Molecule: messenger RNA, 1475 nt
Organism: Paramecium sonneborni
Lineage: Eukaryota; Ciliophora; Oligohymenophorea; Peniculida; Parameciidae
Source: the annotation of a GenBank genome assembly